CUGUGUGAUUUGCCUCUCGCCUGCUGCAGCAACUUUGUUGACUUCCGAACAAAAUGAGUUUCUGGGCUUUCUCCUUUUUCGUCGUCUUCUUCAUGGCUUCUUCUGCUUUUUCUGCAGAAGUUGAAGAAUAUGUUCCAGCAGAGCAAGAUGUUCUGCAGAGACACGUUUCUUUCUUCGAUCGAAAUCAUGAAGGAAUAAUUUAUCCUUCGGAAACCGUUGAAGGUAUGAAAGCAAUCGGUAUCAAUCCCUUCUCGGCCCAAAGUAGUGCCGCUCUGAUCCACAUGGCAAUCAGUCCUAAAACUACCGAGAGUAAAUUACCCGAUGUUAAACUCCCAAUCGUGGUUAAAAAUAUUGCGAAAGGCAAACAUGGGAGUGACUCCGGAACCUAUGAUGCUCAAGGAAGGCUUGUUGCUGCAAAAUUUGAAGAACUUUUCAGUAAUCAUGCACAUGCACACGAUGACUCUUUAACAUCGGAUGAAUUAAUGGAAAUGCUCAAGACUAAUAGACAACCAAAUGAUUUCAAAGGAUGGGUUGCAAGUUUCGCAGAAUGGAAGCUCUUAUACGAUCUGUCUAAAGAUAAAGAUGGAUUGUUGCAUAAAGAUACAGUAAGAGCUAUUUAUGAUGGAAGUUUGUUUUACCAAUUAGAGAAGGGGAGAAAAUAAGCUAAAAGGAAAGCCUAAAUCCAGUAGCAUUUUGCGUUAGUGGUGAUAUGUUUUCAUUUAUUUUUCAUUUCUUGUUCUAUGAAAUUUAAAUAAAUUGAACAAUUAAUAGUAUUUUACGUUAAUUGA
This is a messenger RNA of Mangifera indica (mango), 788 nucleotides long. RefSeq names its product probable peroxygenase 5. The record is from RefSeq and is a predicted model, not a curated record. NCBI's taxonomy places the organism in Eukaryota, Viridiplantae, Streptophyta, Magnoliopsida, Sapindales, Anacardiaceae. The transcript is spliced from 5 exons. Bases 54 to 662 code for a protein of 202 amino acids. Gene Ontology annotation, molecular function: calcium ion binding; monooxygenase activity.